Zingiber officinale is the source of this 2809-nucleotide messenger RNA. RefSeq names its product protein IQ-DOMAIN 18-like. Gene Ontology annotation, molecular function: protein binding. The coding region runs from base 849 to 2465 and encodes 538 amino acids. The transcript has 5 exons. NCBI's taxonomy places the organism in Eukaryota, Viridiplantae, Streptophyta, Magnoliopsida, Zingiberales, Zingiberaceae. The record is from RefSeq and is a predicted model, not a curated record.
GCUUCCAUCAAAAGAAACAAGAACCACCAACCACCAAAGCGACGGAUCCAGCGACACGGCGGCCGUGGGAAAACUUACGAAGCAGAGCAGUCACGUGGCGGACAACUCAUCGCCCUCCACCUUUUCGUCUCCUUCCUCCUUUCUGUUUACUUUAAACUUUUGCAUUGAAUUGUUUGAUCGACCACCACCGCCAUGGCCGCUCUUCAAUUCCUUGCUCUGUCAACCGUAAAGGAACGCCAGCCUCUCAUCCACCUGCUCUUCCCCUUUCGUACAGGCACUAACUCCCAGCACCUGACUGCACGCCUGACCCCCAUCAUUAAAUAACCAACCGACGCCAUCGUCUUCAUCCGCCUCCUCCCCCGCGCUUGAACUCUGUGUAUUGAUAUACACGCAUCAUCACGCGCUGAUAUCGUACUGGCUCGAAUUGGAGAAGACAGCUGAUUGAGCAGUUGCAUGUUUUAUCCUGGCAAAUUUGAACGCCUUCACCUAAAUGUACCUGGAGGUGAAUUUCUAAUUUUAAACGUUGGAUCCACACAGUGAGCUCCAAUCACCUUGCCAGCGAAGUAGCAGUGGUGAGCUUUUUUUUACUCUUUUGUGUGCCGAGUGAGCACGUUCAUGGUGGUGGUGGGAUGACUGUGGCAAUGGGUGACUUCACUUGUGGCCCCGUGGGAGACACCUCUGUCGCGCUUCGUUAAGCGAGUCCACUGGCCUGCAGAGCUAAAAGCCAAACGCCACCUUCUCUCUCUGUCCUCUGUUUCUCUGGGUUGAUAAAAGAUUGGAAGUUGGUUGGGUGAGGGCAGGGUGGGAUAACAGGGUGCUCUGCGCUGCUGCCGUGUAGAUGUGCUGCGAUGGGGAAGAAGGGCAGUGGCUCGUGGUUGACGGCGGUGAAGCGGGCAUUUAGGUCUCCGUCGAAGGAGGAGAAGAAGGCCGCGAGGCAGAGAGAGGAGCUGGCGGAGCAGGAGGAAGAAGAAAAGCACAAGAGGGAGAAGCGUAGAUGGCUGUUCCGGAAGCCGUCGCCGUCGGCGGCGUCGUCGACGACGGCGAUGAACGAGCAGCAGCCAGCGAGGACGGCGGUGGGUGGGGCGGCGGGGACGGCGGAGCAGAGGCACGCCAUUGCUCUGGCGGUGGCCUCGGCGGCGACGGCGGAGGCGGCAGUGGCCACGGCGCAGGCGGCGGCAGAGGUGGUGCGGCUCACCCGACCGUCGGCUGCUAGUUUCGUCAAGGAGCGCUACGCCGCCGCCGUCGUCAUCCAGACUGCCUUUCGAGGAUACUUGGCGAGGAGGGCGCUCCGGGCGUUGAAGGGGCUAGUGAAGUUGCAGGCGUUGGUGAGGGGGCACAAUGUCCGGAAGCAGGCGAACAUGACGCUGCGAUGCAUGCAAGCCCUAGUUAGGGUUCAAGCGAGGGUUCGAGACCAGCGGAUGCGGCUUGCCCAUGAGUCGGCGGCGGCCGUCGUCUCCCGAGGCAGCAACAAGUCCUCCUUCAGCUGCGACACCUCUGUGUGGGACUCCAAAUACCUUCAGGAUCUCGCCGAGAGGCGAUCCAUGUCGAGGGAAGGGAGCAGCUUCGCCGACGACUGGGACGACCGGCCGAGAACCAUCGAGGAGAUCCAGGCGAUGCUGCAGCUCCGAAAGGAGGCGGCGCUGAAGCGUGAGCGGGCGCUCUCCUACGCCUUCUCUCAUCAACUGUGGAGACCGGAUCGGAACCCCGACGAGGUGGAGGCGGACGGCGAGGCGGCGUCGGCGGGGGAGGAGCGGGGGCCAACGCGGUGGAAGGACCGAUGGAUUGCUUCGAGGUCUUCCUUUGAUAACAGAGCCAGCAGCAGAGCGGCGGCGCGAGCUUCCACCGACAACCGAGAUCCCAUCAAGACGCUGGAGAUCGACACCUCUCGUCCCUUCGCGCACUCUACUCCGGCUAAUCCCCGCCGCCAGUCGCCGCUGGUGCCGCAGCACCCUUGCUCGCCCCUCCACCGCGCGCACCACCACUCGCCGAUCACGCCCUCGCCGUCCAAGACGCGGCCUUUGCAGGUCCGCUCCGCCAGCCCUCGUUGCGGCAGGGAGAACCGGAGCUUAUACGGUACCGUAGAGACGCCGGGCCACCACCACCACCACUACCAGGGCGGCGGGCCUCGGCAGCAACACCACCCGGCAGCGGCCGCAGCGGUGCCGAACUACAUGACGGCGACCGAGUCAGCCAAGGCGCGGGUGCGGUCGCAGAGCGCGCCGCGACAGCGGCCCGCAACGCCGGAGCGCGACCGGGGAGGCUGCGCCGGGUCGGCCGCCAAGAAGCGACUCUCCUUCCCGGCGCCGGACCCGUACUCACAGAGCCUGCGUAGCCCGAGCUUCAAGAGCGCAGCGGGGCGGUUCGCCGGCGACUACCGCUCCAACGUGUCAUCCUCCUGCAACGACAGCGUCGGCGGCGAGGUGUCUCCAUCUUCCACGACGGACCUCCGUCGGUGGCUCCGGUGAGCCGCCGACCGCUGCGAUUUCUCCACUAUCUCUGCUUCAAAAUCGCUGCUUUCGGUUCUCUUCUCGUUGUUGCUGUAGUUGUAAUCACUAAUUAAUCGGAGUGGCGCCGCGCGGGGUGCUCCGGCAAUCUGCGAACUGGCAUUGAUGGGAAAUCAUGGGAUGUUGCGUUGCACCUCGGGCCGUGAGCUCCAGAUAAUAAUAUAUUAGAGGGAUCUGAGGGAGGAAGACGACCAUUGGAGAACUCCAUCAACUUGAUUUUUCAUUAAUUUUUUAACUGCUGAUCCUGAUCCUGUUGCCUUGAUGAAUAGUGUUUCGACUGGGUUUGAAAUAUUUUUAAUAUAUUA